This is a messenger RNA of Stylophora pistillata, 401 nucleotides long. RefSeq lists its product as uncharacterized. The record is from RefSeq and is a predicted model, not a curated record. Lineage: Eukaryota; Metazoa; Cnidaria; Anthozoa; Scleractinia; Pocilloporidae.
GAGGAAUAGUGAAGACAAUUCCUAACCAUGAAGGUGCCCUUAUCCAUAAUUUGUUUGGUGUUGCUUUUGCUUCAACGUGGUGAAUGUUUGUCGUGCUAUGAAUGCUUGGAAUCUUCCUCGUGGGGCCAGUGCACGAAGCAUCAGGAACCUCGUUAUUGUGAACCCGGAUGGAAAUGUGUGAUCAUGAAAGAGAAGGCGGAGGGUAAGAACGAGUACUACUACCGAAGAACGUGCAGUGAAGAGUCAGUGUGUAAAGAAUUCUGUAAGGACAAACGGGACUGCUUCUACUCUUGUUGUGACAGCGAUAACUGCAAUAAGGGGGAAAUCUGAGGAAAUCACUCCAAGUUAACUCAACACAUGCAUCAGUUUUGGAUAUGAUAUCAAUAAAAGGAUUUACCUGU